Mycotypha africana is the source of this 1491-nucleotide messenger RNA. RefSeq lists its product as uncharacterized. The transcript has 3 exons. The record is from RefSeq and is a predicted model, not a curated record. Gene Ontology annotation, molecular function: RNA methyltransferase activity; O-methyltransferase activity. Lineage: Eukaryota; Fungi; Mucoromycota; Mucoromycetes; Mucorales; Mycotyphaceae. Gene Ontology annotation, cellular component: nucleus; cytoplasm. The coding region runs from base 155 to 1378 and encodes 407 amino acids. Gene Ontology annotation, biological process: RNA methylation; piRNA processing; siRNA processing.
GUACAUACAACUGCCAAAAAGAAAAUAAUAAUAAUAAAUUCUUCAAUGGUUCCUGAGUACCAGGCAUGAAAAUCAUUUUUUUCUUUUUAAAAAAGCCAAAAAUGAAAGAAGUUCAGUUUAUUAUUUUUUCUUGAUCAUUAACAAAGUAUGCUAUAUGAAGCCCAAUUCUUACUAUAAACACGAUGGUUAUGGCUCUCCCGAAAAAUUUGAUCCACCACUUUGGAAACAAAGAAGAAAUUUCAUAGAAGACAUUCUUCGACGAUUCGAAGUCGAAAGUGUUUUGGAUUAUGGAUGUGGUGAAGCGGCAGUACUUUCAUUUUUGAUAACCCCGAAUGAAAGAAGAAUCACCCAUUUGGCAGGCAUCGAUAUUGACAAUGAAGCUCUGCAAAGUGCUAUUGAAAAUUGUCAGCCUUGGGAAGAUGACUAUAAGAAUUUACGACUUCUUUCAUUAACCGUUGAUAUUUAUAAAGGUUCUAUUGAUAUCCCGGAUGAUCGGUUUAAAGGAUUUGAAGCUAUCAUUUGUACUGAAGUAAUAGAGCAUGUCUCUCCGGAUGUGUUAAACAACUUUUUCAAAUUGACAUUGGAUAUCUAUAAGCCGAAAAUAUUGAUUGUUACUACACCUAAUGCUGAAUAUAACGUCUAUUUUCCGGAGUUGCAUUAUGGAACAGCAGGGGCUAUCUUUCGUCACGAUGAUCAUAAGUUCGAAUGGACACGACAGGAAUUUCGAGACUGGUGUGACAUGGGGGCAAAGAAAUAUGGAUAUGAAGUAGAAUAUCAUGGAAUUGGGUUAUUACAGGGAAAGGAAAAUGAGUUACAAAAUGGACACUGUACCCAAGCAUGUGUAUUCAUCAAUCUCAACCAUGACAAAUCAAACAGCAUAGUUGUUGAGCAUGGGCAACCGCAUCGAUUGUUGAAGCAUUUUGACUUUCCGUAUUACAAUGAACCACAACUGUCGAGGGAUAAAGUGAAAGAGGAAGUCGAGCAUUAUAUUGAGGUGUUGUGUCGAGCCGAACUUCAAUUGAGAAAGGAGAGAGAGAAGCUAAGGAAAAGUGGUCCCUCUUUAACUGCAGGCAAGAAUGAGUUAGACAUGAUUUCCUUCGACGAGCCGAUCAACUGGGUCACUUUCAAUAUAGCCAACUAUAUCCCAAACGCAUUUGAUACUACAGCCCCUACACAAUCAAAAAAGUCAGAAGACGCUCUUGAACAUACGUCCAGACCUAUAAUUAUUCCUAUAUCCGAUCUUUGGGAUAUUUUACGCAUCAAACAAAUCUGUCAGACUAAAGCAUGCUUAACACAGUUAUUAACGGAGGAAUUACACAGUACUACAGGCUUUAAGGUAGAAAAGGACAACUUAGUAAUUUAUAAAGCUUUUGAUUAGAAUGAUUUCUAAGAAUUAUGAAACGAGCAUGACGCUUACAAUGGAGAAUAUCACUUAUUAGUAUUCUCAUAAUGACCAUUAUUCUAUCGAUGUAUUAGAAUUGUAAUUCUUAG